Messenger RNA from Juglans regia (Persian walnut), 1234 nucleotides. RefSeq names its product endoglucanase 25-like. The transcript has 2 exons. The coding region runs from base 506 to 1219 and encodes 237 amino acids. Gene Ontology annotation, biological process: carbohydrate metabolic process. Gene Ontology annotation, molecular function: hydrolase activity, hydrolyzing O-glycosyl compounds. The record is from RefSeq and is a predicted model, not a curated record. Lineage: Eukaryota; Viridiplantae; Streptophyta; Magnoliopsida; Fagales; Juglandaceae.
GAAACGAAUCCUUAAUUAAAACAUUACAUUAAACACUUUUACAAUGUUAACAUUUAAUGGUAAUUUUUUUCUGAUCGAAUGGCAUUAUCGAUUGGUUCGAAGGUCAGUGUCAUCAACCAGAAGCAUACAAUACCUUACCACAUAAUUGUUGACUGCCCACCGUCACCAGGUCAUCCGCACCCACCGAUCCUACAAUUUUUUACUCUUGAAUUUCUGAAUACCUGUCUUACUCCUCACUCUUCCUUCUCCAAUAAAGCUUAAAGGGUGGGGACUCUCUGCGUGUCUCUCCUUCAAUUUGAUAUUUUCCUUUCAAAUUGUACUGCAACGCUACUGCUACGAUACCCCUAUAUAUGUUCAGAUAUUAUCGUGAUAUUUGUCUUGGAUCUGAGCACCUCAAUCCGCGCCUUCCUGAUCUUUUGUGUAUUCGGUGUGAAGCCGCUCCGGCAUUAGUAAUAAUUGGGUGGGAAGCUAGCAACUUGGAAGGAAGAUAAAUUAAAAGCUAAGCAUGUACGGCAGGGAUCCAUGGGGUGGGCCCCUUGAGAUAAACGCCGCGGACUCGGCCACAGACGACGACCGGAGCCGUAAUCUGCAGGACUUGGACAGGGCGGCCCUGUCUCGGCCUCUCGACGAAACCCAGCAGAGCUGGCUGCUGGGCCCUGGCGAGCAGAAGAAGAAGAAGUACGUGGAUCUGGGCUGCAUCAUCGUCAGCCGCAAGAUCUUCGUCUGGACUGUCGGCACGCUGCUUGUCUCUGCCUUCCUGGCUGGCUUCAUCACCCUAAUCGUCAAGACCGUACCACGCCACCGCCAUUCACAUCCUCCCCCUGACAACUACACCCUCGCCCUCCACAAGGCUCUCAUGUUCUUCAACGCCCAAAGAUCUGGGAAACUGCCAAAGCAUAAUAACGUCUCGUGGAGAGGGAGCUCCUGUCUGGAUGAUGGCAAGUCCAACACCGCCACUUUUUACAAAGAUCUGGUGGGUGGCUAUUAUGAUGCUGGAGAUGCUAUCAAGUUCAACUUCCCGGCCUCGUUUGCCAUGACCAUGUUGAGCUGGAGUGUAAUUGAAUACAGUGCCAAAUAUGAAGCUGCUGGGGAGCUCAACCAUGUUAAAGAGAUAAUAAAAUGGGGGACUGAUUACCUUCUCAAAACUUUCAACCAUUCCGCUGAUACCAUAGACAGGAUCGCUGCGCAGGUACAUCUACAUACUUGGUCAUUCAUUUAACCAUAUAGCUGAUAG